UAGAGCAAAAAGAUAAUAACUUUAGGAGAGAGAGAAGUAUAAAAUGCAAAGGCAACCGAACUUUUCGGUUAUCAUCUUCUAAUUGGUUUUUUGAGUGUUUUAUUUUUAUUUUGCUAUCGUCUCCAUUUUCUUGGGUUGCCAAUUUGCCAUAGACCAGAGGCCCCACCUUUUCCUCUAAUUCUUUUUUAUGUAAUUUUGGUAGAAGAACGACCUUACACGGUCUUCUACUUUUCUUCGUCGUUGCUGGACCGGUACAUAUCCCGGUCGACUUCUUCCUUCUUCUUCGUAGAUCAACAACUUCCAGUCAUGAAUCCUGAAUAUGACUAUUUGUUCAAGCUUUUACUAAUUGGAGACUCUGGAGUUGGCAAAUCAUGUCUUCUUCUGAGAUUCGCUGAUGAUUCUUAUCUGGACAGUUACAUUAGCACAAUUGGAGUUGACUUUAAAAUACGGACUGUGGAGCAGGAUGGAAAGACCAUAAAACUUCAAAUUUGGGACACUGCUGGACAAGAACGUUUUAGGACAAUAACUAGUAGUUACUACCGUGGGGCACAUGGCAUUAUAAUAGUUUAUGAUGUUACGGAUCAAGAAAGCUUCAAUAAUGUCAAGCAAUGGUUGAAUGAAAUAGACCGUUAUGCAAGUGAUAAUGUAAACAAGCUUCUUGUUGGCAACAAGUGUGACCUGACUGCAAACAAAGUUGUGUCCUAUGAAACAGCUAAGGCUUUUGCGGAUGAAAUUGGCAUCCCGUUCAUGGAGACUAGUGCAAAAAAUGCUACUAAUGUGGAGCAGGCUUUCAUGGCCAUGGCUGCUGACAUCAAGAAUAGGAUGGCGAGUCAACCAAUGAGCAACGCGAGGCCUCCGACUGUUCAAAUUAGAGGACAACCUGUUAACCAGAAGUCUGGCUGCUGCUCUUCUUAGUUUGCUGUCGUUUUUUGUUUUUUUUUCUUUUUUUUCUUUCUUAAUCUUACAUGUUAGUUUGCAUGUAAGACUCUACUCUUCUUAUUUUACCUCUCUGAAUUGUAGAGGAACUAUAUAUAUGAUAAUUUGCUUCAGUAUGUUAUAUAACCUAUUUUCAAGAUCCAUUCUUUGUAGUCUCUCUAACUUGUCUGUACAAAUGACGUUUGCUGCUCAGCAGCAUUUGUUACUACUCUUCUAGUCUCUUCUGUUUUA
This is a messenger RNA of Ziziphus jujuba (common jujube), 1167 nucleotides long. RefSeq names its product GTP-binding protein YPTM2. The coding region runs from base 307 to 915 and encodes 202 amino acids. Lineage: Eukaryota; Viridiplantae; Streptophyta; Magnoliopsida; Rosales; Rhamnaceae. The transcript has 8 exons. The record is from RefSeq and is a predicted model, not a curated record. Gene Ontology annotation, molecular function: GTPase activity; GTP binding.